CGCGAGUCAGCGUUAGAACCCCGUCUGCGAAUGUGGCUCAGGAGAGACGAAGGGAUGUGAAAUUGCAUACAGAGCAAAAGUUGGGCACCCUGGAUGUUGUCACUGGAUACUAGAAAAGCCUGGAUAUUCACCAUGUUACCCUGAAAACGGUCUCACUACAAGGACAUUUGAAGAGAAGCUUAUUGACUUUUUGUUCCCAAACUGCAGAUAUUGAGAGAAUAUGCAAACAUUUCCUUUGAUGUGUACCUAUCUGUGUAUCCCAUCUAAAAUACAUAAGCCUAUUUUCCUACGAGGUGCAUAAUAACAUUUUCGAGAUGGAUUACCUGAUUUCAGCACAGUAGGUACUGUUUGCAUAUAUUACACAUAUCUCUCAGUGAUGCUGCAUGUAUUGUGUAGUUUUAUUUUUCUUGAUGCAUUACCAGCGUAAUGGCUCAUUUGCCAGCGGCAUCAUCAUUCAAAUUAUGUUGUGACAAGGCCGACUUAAUGUGAUCAUUACUCUAAUAGCCUUUAUGAGAAUGCCCUGAUGUCUCUUUUCUCCUGUAGUGAACUUACAGAGCUGGAGUGUGUGUUUCAGGCUGUUUUUGCUGCACAUGACAGUGUUGAGCAUCAGCUAAGUAUUUGAACAGAUGGUUCCUGUGCUGGACAAUAUGACCCCUGCUCCUCCAACACAGAACUGCUCUAACUGCAGCCAGGUUUUAGUCCCAGAGCUCAAUGUGGUCAAAGCUGUGGUUCUGGGCCCUGUGCUUGGCGUCCUUAUUGUUUUUGGAGUUGUUGGGAACAUCCUGGUAAUCCUCUCAGUAGUUUGUCAUCGACACCUGCGGACAGUCACACAUUAUUUUAUAGUAAAUCUGGCCGUGGCAGACUUGCUGAUAAGCUCCACUGUACUACCUUUCUCUGCCAUUUUGGAGAUUGUGGAUCGUUGGAUGUUUGGACGGAUUUUUUGCAAUGUUUGGGCAGCUGUGGAUGUGUGCUGCUGCACUGCCUCCAUCAUGAGCCUCUGCGUGAUCUCUGUUGACCGCUACAUUGGAGUCAGUUACCCUCUGCGAUACCCAACAAUAAUGACAAAACGCAGGGCACUGCUGGCGGUGCUGCUGCUCUGGGUUCUGUCCAUCAUCAUAUCAAUUGGACCUUUAUUUGGCUGGAAAGAGCCGGCGCCAGAGGACGAGUCCAUCUGCAAGAUCACAGAGGAGCCGGGCUACGCCAUCUUCUCUGCUGUGGGCUCUUUUUACCUCCCUCUGGCCAUCAUACUGGUCAUGUACUGUCGGGUUUAUGUGGUCGCUCACAGAGAGAGCCAGGGCCUAAGGGAGGGCCAGAAGACAGAAAAGUCUGAUUCAGAGUGUGUAAUACUCAGGAUACACAGAGGAAACACCACUGUAUCAGAGGACGAGGCCCUUCGUAACCGCACACAUUUCGCCCUGCGUCUGCUCAAGUUCUCACGAGAGAAGAAGGCGGCCAAGACCUUGGGCAUUGUUGUUGGCUGCUUUGUGUUGUGCUGGCUACCCUUCUUCCUGGUGCUUCCUAUUGGUUCCAUGUUUCCGGCAUACAGACCUUCAGAAACAGUCUUCAAGAUCACCUUCUGGCUCGGUUACUUCAACAGCUGCAUCAACCCCAUCAUCUACCCCUGCUCCAACCAGGAGUUUAAGAAAGCUUUCCAGAGUUUACUUGGAGUUCACUGUCUGAGAAUAGCUCCCAGAUCACACCAUCAUCAUCUGAGUGCAGGUCAGGGUCACGCACAGGGGCAGAGUCAGUCCCUCUCUUUUGCCCUGGACAACAGGGGGGCUCCUUGUCGGCUCAGUCCGUCCUCCUCUAUUGCUCUGUCCAGAUCGCCAUCCUCCAGGGACAGCAGAGAGUGGAGGGUCCUCUCUGGAGGCCACACAAGAGGGUCUGGACCAUCUGAGACUAGCAGAUAUAAAGUGGCCAAACUCUGCAGUAAAAGCUUUAAACAGACCUGCUGCUGCAUCCUCGGUGAUGGGACUCCUCCACAGGAAUCAGACUGCGCCGAACCCCCUCCUGUUCCCACCAUUAAAAUCCACCAACUGUCCCUGUCGGAAAAUGGAGAGCCUGUAUAGCUACUGUAAUCCUUCAUCCAUUAGUCAUGACUCCCAUUUCAAGGUCACGGAUGAACAUGUAUUCCCUUCUGGUCCGUUUACAUCACAAAGGUUUGAAUGGUGGCUGCUUUGAAAUGUGAAAUUUAAAAGUCGCAGCUUUAAUGUCAAACUGUGAUUUCCGCUGGAUCUAACAUGGUCACAAUUCUGCAAAGACAUUAAAAGACUACUCUACUUUCCCCUCAUAAAAAUAUGCCUUCUUAGCUACGGCUUGUUAUAGAUGAAAGUGAAGAAAAUGUUCAUCAGAUGUUGAAAAAAAAACUAAAGAAGAAAGUCUGUGUAAUAUUUCCCCUGAGGUGGACCAAGAGAAAAUACCUAUAUAUUAAAGAGACCAAAAAAUCCUUCAUGUUUACAUAUUUUAUAAUAAAGAAGAACAGGUAAAAUGCGUGCAAAUUUACACAGGAGAGUUUUAUAUUGCAUGGUUUCAACAAAUAUUUCUAAAUGCUGGUUGGUGCUCCUGUUGUCUCCAAAGUUUGCCCAUGUUGCUGUUCCUGUUGUCAUAAUAUUGUUUGUGUACUCCUCUGUACACAUUAAGGGACCUCGUGUACUCCCAUGUCACAUUACAAUAAAUUUGUAUGACGUGUUCCUAA
Molecule: messenger RNA, 2695 nt
Organism: Notolabrus celidotus (New Zealand spotty)
Lineage: Eukaryota; Metazoa; Chordata; Actinopteri; Labriformes; Labridae
Gene: adra1aa
Product: adrenoceptor alpha 1Aa
Exons: 3
Coding region: 627-2069 (480 amino acids)
Biological process (GO): adenylate cyclase-activating adrenergic receptor signaling pathway; cell-cell signaling; phospholipase C-activating G protein-coupled receptor signaling pathway
Cellular component (GO): membrane
Molecular function (GO): alpha1-adrenergic receptor activity
Source: RefSeq, a predicted model, not a curated record